AUGCCGAUAGAUCACCGAACUGUUUUUGAUAGCGCACCUCUCGGCGCUGCAGUGCCGCACAAUUUCUUGCUCACACAAGGAUGGAUGAUAGUACUCCCCAGACGAAGAGCGGCUGUCAACAAAGAGGCUGGAGUGAAUGCCAUUGGCAUGAUGGGCGUUAUUGCUGUUGCAACACAGGGCGAGAUCGACAACUGGAUUAGACUUAGACCAGCUACAGCUCUCGCAGACCUUGGCGUGUCAAAGUAG
Messenger RNA from Fusarium verticillioides 7600, 246 nucleotides. RefSeq lists its product as hypothetical. The transcript has a single exon. Gene Ontology annotation, molecular function: ATP:ADP adenylyltransferase activity; ATP binding. The record is from RefSeq and is a predicted model, not a curated record. The coding region runs from base 1 to 246 and encodes 81 amino acids. NCBI's taxonomy places the organism in Eukaryota, Fungi, Ascomycota, Sordariomycetes, Hypocreales, Nectriaceae. Gene Ontology annotation, biological process: nucleotide metabolic process.